AUGUCGAUAGCUGCUGCGCAUUGUUUGUUUGAUGGCUGUAGUACAUGAGCCGCUUUUUCACAAUGGUUAACACUGACUCAUAAAACCAAGCGUUUUGAAACAUGGAUCAAAUAGUGUUGCAACUGUCAGUUAACUCACGGUUUGUGACCACACAUUUUAUUACUUUCAAAAAAACCUAAAUAUAUAAUCCAUAUUUUUAUUCAUUACAGAUUACAGCAGUUACUCAGCUGCAGAGCUCUCUGCCGUCAAAGACAACAUGACUGCUUUACUCCAGACCAGCAACGACAAACUGUCCUCCAUGACUGAGGAGAGAGACCUGCUGAACAUCAGCCUGACUAAGAUGACCGAAGAGAUGGAAAGACUUCAGAAUUUGCCUAAACAGAAGAAAACGUGUCCUGAAGGAUGGAAAAUGUUCAGUUAUACCUGUCAUUUCUUCUCUGAAGCAUCUGGUUCCUGGGAUGAAGGCAGACAGGACUGUAGAAACAGAGGAGCAGAUCUGGUGGUGAUAGACAGCCCUGAAGAACAGACAUCAGUCUCUUGCUUCAUCAAGAAAGAUACUUGGAUUGGUUUGAAUGACAAAGAAGAGGAAGGGACCUGGAAAUGGAUUGAUGGGACUCCAGUGACUCUGAACCACUGGGACUUAAAACAACCUGACAAUGGAAAUAAUCUUCCGGAGUUGGGGGAAGAAGACUGUGUACACCUCAUAGCUGUCGAGAACAGUCAUUGGAACGAUAUUUCAUGUUCAAAAUCUCUACCAUGGAUUUGUGAAAAAAUACCAUAACAUUUUUUUUAUUCCAAAUAUGCAAUCAAUACAAGGCUUCCUAAUUGCUACCAAACAAAUUCCCCUCACAACAAAACACAAUACAAAAACAAAAACCUGAGCAAGCAAACAAGAGCAAAACAGAAAAAAUAGAAACAAAUGACACAUUUGAAAAGGAGUGAGAUGAAGCGUAGAUUGUAAGCUCUCACCCCUUUGUUACAAUACAUACACACAUAUGUAUAUAUGAGCGCAUACAUAUACACACUUACAUACAUAUACAUAUAUCAAUACAUAGACAUUCCUAUAGGCUUCUGCCUGUCACCAGUAUGCCGUAUCAGU
This is a messenger RNA of Mugil cephalus (flathead mullet), 1099 nucleotides long. Its product is annotated as CD209 antigen-like protein A. The coding region runs from base 257 to 781 and encodes 174 amino acids. The record is from RefSeq and is a predicted model, not a curated record. The transcript is spliced from 4 exons. Lineage: Eukaryota; Metazoa; Chordata; Actinopteri; Mugiliformes; Mugilidae.